AUGGCUUUCCACACUCGCUCCAACAGCUUCACCUCAAUGCCACACCCGAUCGUUCAAGAAGUUGAUGAACAUUUGUGUAGACUGAGAUCUUCUGAGGCCACCUCCACAUCCUCCACAUCAAUCAGCCACAAACUAACUGGCCUUCAAGACUUGCAUGGUUGUGUUGAUAGGUUGUUUCAGUUGCCCGUCACUCAACAAGCCUUGGCCCAAGAGCAGAAUGAGAAAUCGACUAAUGAGCUAUUAGAUGGUUCUCUCAGGCUCUUGGAUGUUUGUAGCAGUGCCAAGGAUGCCAUGUUGCAAACCAAGGAAUGCAUACAGGACCUUCAAUCGAUAUGCAUACAGGACCUUCAAUCGAUCAAGCGAAGAACGCGAGGAGGUGAAUCUGGAGCACUCACUGAGGUCAGGAAAUACUUUACCUCAAGGAAGAUUGGUGAAGAAAGCAAUCCACAAGGCUAUGAUAAAUCUCAAGGGAUCCAGUUUCUCAUCCCUCAGCAAGGACAAUGA
Messenger RNA from Prunus mume (Japanese apricot), 504 nucleotides. NCBI's taxonomy places the organism in Eukaryota, Viridiplantae, Streptophyta, Magnoliopsida, Rosales, Rosaceae. The record is from RefSeq and is a predicted model, not a curated record.